Ciona intestinalis (vase tunicate) is the source of this 1712-nucleotide messenger RNA. NCBI's taxonomy places the organism in Eukaryota, Metazoa, Chordata, Ascidiacea, Phlebobranchia, Cionidae. The record is from RefSeq and is a predicted model, not a curated record.
UGGAUUCUAUUUGAAUAAGGUUGCUAAUUAAAUAAAGAUUCGUUACAUGGCCCAGAGGCAGGUUUGCCUUUCCCCUAAUUAAAUAAAGAUUCGUUACAUGGUCUAUGGCCCAGAGCCAGGUUUGCCUUAUCCCCACUACUGUAAAUCGGAUCUGGCUCUUUAGGUCCUAGCCAACACCAAGAAGAAUGGGACAAAACAUAACGGCUGCAGGCAGACGAAGGAGUAUAAGAGAAACAUUAGCAGGUGUUUUUCCUAACAACUCCUGAAGCUGCCAAGGCAAACGUUACGUUCCAUUCUUCAAGUGAUAACAGGGCAUGGCAUGUUUGCCAGUCAUCUGCAUAAACUUAAAAAAAGGGAGAGUCCCAUCUGUGACGAGGAAGAUGAGACAUCCUUUUAUUAUGUUGGCAUAUGUCCAGCAUAUGCGAACGCAAGACGGGAGCAUCUAAACUUGACCGAGCUGUCAAGACGAACACGCAGGCCACCAGAGACGCAGAGAAUGGCGGGUUUGCCAUUAGAUCGAUCAGAAGAAAGUUCCCCCUUUACGUACUCGGCAGUAGACUUCUUUGGGCCGUUUUAUAUCAAAGAGCGACGUUCCAUGUUGAAAUGCUACGGGGUCGUGUUUACAUGCAUGGCGUCAAGAGCGGUUCAUCUAGAGAGCGCAAACUCAUUAGAUACCAUCUCCUUCAUUAAUUCUCUACGCAGGUUUCUAUGUCGCAGAGGAGAAAUCAAACAGCUAAGAUCCGACCAAGGUACAAAUUUCGUGGGAGCGAGAAAUGAGCUUCACAAAUACCUCAGUAAGUUAGAUGGGCAUAGCAUCUCAAAGUUCCUAUUACAACACAAGUGUGACUGGUUCGACAACAAAUUUAAUCCACCCCAUGCCAGCCAUAUGGGUUGUGCGUGGGAAAGGCAAAUACGUACUAUUCGUAGUGCCAUGAAGCCAAUUCUUUUACAGAGCGAACAAAUGGACGAUGAAGCAUUUCGGACGCUGUUGUUCGAAGUCGAGAACAUCGUGAAUUCUUGUUCUUUAGCGACAACUUUACUCAACGAUGCUGGGUCACUGGAACCCCUGACACCGAAUCACAUUUUAACUUUAAAGCCAAUGAUUUUAAUUGUUGCCUCAGGUAAAGUUUAACGGGCGGACUUGUACUGCAGGUCCCGGUGGUAAGGAUUGCAACACCGCGCAAGUGAAUUUUCGUCACGAUGGCGCAGAGAAUUUCUACUUAGUCGCUAACAACGACCAAAAUCUCGACCAAAUUUAAAGGUCGUCGAUGUGGUUUUGGUAAUGGACAAACUUAACUAAAAACUUAUGGAAGAUGGGUCACAUCGUUGAGGCGUCGCCAAUUGGAGACAAAUUGAUUUGGGAUGUCGCCAACGCUAAAGGGGAAAUUGACACAAACUUGUUCGAUUUUGGAGCGACCCAUACACAAACUAAUACUACUAAACAAUGAAACGAACGAAAAAAGUUAGGGAUAUGUUUCUCGAAGUUGAGCCUUAAAACUAUGUAUUGUGAUCGCGAAAAUUUAUGUAUUUUUCUUGUGUAGUUUAAUUAUGUUGGUGUAAAUAUUCAUACUAUAGUUGGUAAACCAUGUUACUGCCGCAGUGGCGUAGCUGUUUUGUUAAAUAGUAGUCCCUUCCGUUCAGAUUCAUUGAUUGAUGCUACAGCGAAGAUUUCUUUCUACGUCAGUUUUACGUCAUAGCCACGUCUUUUAUUC